AUGAAUGCGAAUUGUACAAACACACUCGGCUCUUAUAACUGCACAUGCAGGCCUGGACACACAGGCAAUGGGAGCAUUUGUAAAGGUAAAAAUUUGCCGGUUAAUUUUUGUGAUGCGCCUUUAAAGAGUCAGGACUCAUAGCUCCCUUUGGUAGUACUCCCUUUGAUACUCUUUCCAUAGUUAUUCUUACACUUAAAACCAAGAUGGUCACCUGUUACAGACUUGAACAAUGAAAAGUGUUUUUUUGGAUAUACGGACAAGAAGUUCUUUUGCGAAUGCCUGCAGUCUGGGAUAGAAAACAUCUGUGCCCCCGGGGUAGGAGGAAUUCCGCAGCAAAGUUUUAUCUUGUAAAGCUCCGCCUUGAGGUCAAGCUCCUUACCUUUCUAUAUAUUUCUUUUGAGAGAAAAGGUACCCCUGACGUCCCUUACACAGUACCUUUAAUUGGCAAAUGGUACCCCUUUCAAAUACCUAAUUUGGAACUUUACAUUACUUUUAGCUGCCGUAAAUGCACUGUCGUUAAACUGUGAAUAAAUCAGAAAACCAGGAAAAUGUCUCGACUUUUUCACAGCCAUAAAAUCCUUCUGUUAGCCCUUUUAGGUCUUUUUACAGACUAAAAUGACACAGAUUUCUCUACCCUCUCAUAUACUUCAACCACACCUGAAGCCUGGAAAAGGUACCCAUUUCGCAAUUCGGCCGGAGCUUCCCCCUAUAGGUCAUUGUAGGGGGUUCCCCCCCCCGGAUUUAUGCUUGUUUUCUUGUUUUUUUUUUUUAUAUUACACCUGGACGAAUGCAAGGAUAAAACUCAUCAGUGUGAUGUAAAUGCGAACUGUACCAACAUUCCGGGCUUAUAUAACCUGAGAUCAGGCUCUAUUUUCGUUUCGCUUUGAAAAUUACAUUUCGGCGGGCAAGACGAAACGAAAAGAGAGCCUGAUACAAACCUUCUACGAAAUGUCUGCCGCCCACUUUUUUGAUUGAUUGACAUUUACCGAAUCAGCCAAUCAGAAUUACUUCCGUUGCUUGUUUUUCUAGUAUGCAAAUUUUUCUUGCGUGGGAAAAAUGCAGACUGGCUGACUUAAAAAAUAGCUUUUGUCUGUUAAUCAAAAUGCAUCUUGUUAGCGGUCAACAACUUGCAGAGGGAUUCAACUCCGCGAUACACUCUCUUUCCGUAAAUAAAGCAAAUCCUGAGAAGAUAUGAACAACCACAUGAAUUUUCUGCAUUUCCAUGGCACAUAUUAAGGCAUAUUUUCGUACCAUAAGACCAUAAAACAAUAAAAAGACAGCAAAAUCGAUCCUUCUCUCCACCGACGACGGAUCAUUCACGAAAACAACCACGCGAGGAAUAAGUGCUUUCAACUUCCGGCGUUUCCGACAGCCAAUCAGAUCUUGUGGCAUUGUUCUAACAGCCAAUCAGCGUUACGGCCAAAAUCUGGCCGUAACGAGCACAAACUUGUAAUAGUUUGUAUCAGGCCCAAUUUCAGCGGUAGCCGUUAGAGAGAAUGUAUGAGAACCGCUCAAAUUGGGCCUGAUCUCAGGUUAGGGCUCAUAUACUGCACGUGCAGGCCUGGCUACACAGGAAAUGGGAGCAUUUGUCAUUAGCUACCCAAGCCUUCACUUCUUGUUCCUGCAAGUAUAUAGUUAUGUUAUCUUUGUAACUUAAUAUUUUCUACUCCCUCCAGAAAUUGAUGAAUGCAAGGAUGGAAGCCAUGAUUGUCACAUAAAUGCCAACUGUACCAACAUUCCUGGCUCUUACAACUGCACGUGCAGGCCUGGCUACCAAGGCAAUGGGAGCAUUUGUAAUGGUAAAACUUGCUGAUAAAUGUCAUAAUAAGACUUAAUUUAUAUUCAUUUCUUCUUUUUUUCGUUUCCUUACUCAGACAUCGAUGAAUGCGAAAAGGGAAGCCAUUAUUGUCACAAAAAUGCGAAUUGUACAAACGCAGCUGGCUCUUACAACUGCACAUGCAGGCCUGGCUACACAGGCAAUGGGAGCAUCUGUGAAGGCAAAAAUUUGGGAAGACCUUAGAUAACAUUGAUCUUAACCAGGUUGUGGCGUCCAGCGGUUUAAGAGAAAACAAGAAUUUAGGUGCUGGUGAGGUGCUCAGUCUCGCGGGCUCAUAUAACCUGGUCUCAGUCAUUCUUAUUUAAAGAUUUUCAAACAUUUUCCGAUUAAUUUUUUAUGACGCGCCUUUAUAGAGUCGGGGCUUAUAGCUCCCUUUGAUACUCUUUCCCUAGUUAUUAUUACACUUAAAACCAUGAAGAUGAUCACUUAAUUGUUACAGCAGUAAGCGCUCGAUCGCAACGAUCUUACGGAAGCAGUCUUUGAACUGCUCCUUGAACUUUAUCUUUUUAAAAUUUCUGUGAUUCCAAUGUAGGAGGUAGGUUUAUGUGUAAUUCUGGCAUUUUGUUUUUUCAGAUGUUGAUGAAUGUGCUGACAACUUACAUGACUGCGACGCUAAUGCAAACUGUACAAACAUCCCGGGAUCCUAUCGCUGUGUUUGUAACCCACCAUAUAAUGGAUAUCGGAAAAAGUGCAUUAAAACACGUGAGUGUAGCAUUAAGCCCAGAAAUAUAAAAUGAUCCGAGUGAAAGUUGGAGGAGAAUGGGGGAUUGAUGGCUUAGGGCUUGUUUACAUGGUGGUGGGGACCCCAGGUAGAUGAGGAGAUCCGCUUAGGUUGGGUAACCCGCCUGUCCAUAUAAUCUCUCAUUUUAAUUUGAUGUCAUUUACAUGAUAGGUGGGGUGGUCCCCCACCUCCAUGUAAACCGGUCAUUAGUUGGUACUGCGCCUUGGAUCCUAAUGACGUUUAGAGAAGGCAAUAAUUGCUUUAGGCCCUUUAUAGGGUGGAUGUCCACUGUCGCGUAAUUUUUACGUGCGUUCGAGCAGAAAAAUUUAAUUACAUUCGCAAAUAAAAGAGAGGCAAUAUAUGAAGGAUCGCGCGUAAAAGUAAAAGUUGAACCUCGCCCAACUUCACGUUUAAGUGCAACACGGCUUCGUACCUUGUCUCUAUUUUAUUUACGCGACUAAAAUUUACGUGCGUUUACACGAGCGCGAAAAUUACGCGUCCACCCUUCAUGCAGGUGCGACAAGAAAGGCCUGAAAAAAAUCCGGGCUUGAAUCGGUUCAAACUCUUGACCUAUGCGAUACCGGUGCAGCGCUCUAACCAAUCGAGCAAGCAAGCCAUCUGGGAGCUGGUCAUUAUAAAAAUGGGUCAUUCCCUGGGUUCAAACCUUUCACAAAAAUAGGUCAUCUCCGAAUUAUCACUUUCAAAAUGAGGCUGAGUGCAAAAUCUUUCUUGUGAAAAUCACUUUUUUUUGCGUGAGAAUAAAAAAUCAUUUUCAUAUCGCACUUAGGCUCGCUUGGAAAUAGAGGCUUAGAGCAACUGUUGAUUCGUAAUAUACCCGGGAAAGAUUACGGGCUUUCUACCUGUAGAGCAGUUUUGGAUUAGUGACUGCAUAUAUGCAAAAGAGGUGGGGAACCUAAACGCUGAGCUCAAGUUCACUUGGAGGAUUCAUGAAGGCAAAUGAACCGUAGUAUUUAGUAAGAAUUGUAGCAAGCAUGGCAUGAUAAUAAAUUUAACUGUUUUCAUAUACAAUCCUCUCUAUUGGCGAGUAACUGCGGACGUCGUUUUCGUCGCCCUUUUCUCAUCAAAUCGUCAGCUUUUCAACGAAGUCGUCGCAUAUUAAUAGUUGUUCUGCAUGGUAACGCUACUGGUCCUACUGGGGAGCUCAAGCAACCACCAUGACGGCGAAGGUAACAUGAAAAUAAAAAGAAACAUGCAACAGGUUUGAGUGAUAAACAGAAAAAAAAAGCCUGAACGUGCAGCACACUUUUUGGCAAAUUUCCUUGCCAUUGUCGCACGAGUGACGUUCUCAAACUUUAUCGAAAUGGCAAUGCGAUCGUAGCUUUAGCCCCCGCCCAGACGUAUGCGGAUAUUUUUUAAUCCACAAAUUUUUCUUUGCAGAUUCAAAAAUUUCCACGUCCACACGUAUCCGUAUUCAAAUCGAAUUUGCCCGUCCACACGAAACCGGAUUCACUCUCAGUUCGUCAGCUAAUUUGUAAUAAAGCGAUCUUCGGCUCAAGCGAAAAUUUUAUCGCCAGUCUGUUUCACUGAUAAAAUUGUCCCAUCAAGCACUAUAUUUCGCUCGUUUGACUUGUUUACGGCGUCCAAUCCGUCCGUCCCACAUGGAAAGAAGCUUCAAAAUGUCAAACCGCCGUUUGCCAUAAUUGAAGUGUACAGUAAUCAUAGCUACAUUGAGAGACAAACGUGUUGAGACACGUCUAUAAAAUGCCCCCCUUUUGAACAGUGGACAUACCUAUCCCCUUCCCCUGAGUACUCCCACCCCCUUCCCCCAAAACCAAUGUUAUGUUUUAGACCCUGAAGUCUUUCUUUAUCUACAAACAACAUUGAUUCGGGGGUGGGGUGGGGGAUUUAUGGCGUUUAAAUAGAAUGAAAUAAUAAAUGUAUGAAAAUGUUGAUAAAAGCACUCGUUUUAGACAAGUGUGUCAACUACUUUUGUCCCUGAUUGUAGGUUUACCUGCACAAACGUUAUAAGACUUGAAACUGAAGUGCAAGAAGUAAAGAAGCGAUAAUAUUGCGCUGGGCACCGUCUUGAAUAUUCACGGUAAAGAACUGGGCAAAACGUUACAGUGUAAGGAAAUAUCCGGAUUUGGCGCCCACAAAAGUGGCUCUUGGCGCCCACUCAAAGAGUCUGAAAUGUCAUACGUCUCCACCCCCUAACCAGUCGUGUCUCUCUUCCCAGCGCUCCCCACCGGUUAGGAGAUGGGUAAGUGUGAUUUAGACUGAGCGUCCACAUGAUUCCGGAUUUAUAACUCAUUCAAAAAUUUCCUCUUUGGAGAGCGGAUUCAGAAAGUAGCGGAUUCGUAUGCCGGAUUCACCGGAUACGUGUGAACGGAAGCCGGAUCCGCAAAGAAAAAGUUGCGGAUUAAAAAAUAUCCGGAUACGUGUGGACGGGGGCUUAAUCUCUAAGAUUGUCGUUUCAUAAAGCGAUUUCGCGACUUCGCCCAUAGAGAGUCUCAUAUACCUUUAGCACGACUAUCCGUGCACAGCUACGAUGAGUGCCAUAAUUUGCUGGAUUGAUGCGCUUUUCCGCGUGCGAUCAUACCAAAGACAUGAACCAAAGAUUUCUUUUCUAAGGUGGUUUUAAUGCAUCAACUAUUCUUGGCAACGACAGUAGGUACUUGGAGAAUUUGACGUUGUUUUUGGAGCCCGUGAUCAAUAGUUCAGUCCGUAGUAGGUUUGUGAGGUGUUGGCACGCUAAAGAGGACGGCUGGGCGGCGUCUACGUUCCACGGCAACUGUGAUGACAAGGGACCCACUGUAACUAUCAUUCAAGUCGGCAGUUUUAUAUUUGGUGGAUACAGUGAUGUAACCUGGAAAAGCCCCGUACCGGGUGAGUACAUGUACUAGGAGAAUUAGGAAUUGUUUAUUUUGCUUGCUAACAAUGAAGAACGAUAAAGUAGUACAGCGGCUUUUGGCUUGAUGUUUUUCUGUUUACGUACAAUCAAGGCGAGAAAGUAAUUCCUCAGCAAUCAGAGUUGGCCAUUUUCAUGAUGACAUCACUGAGGUUUUUGAAAUGAACUACCAGAAGUUUGUUUUUCUCUUCCAUUCACUAUUUAAAUUAAAUUAUCCCGGUCAGGUUUAAAUCUUAUAAGAAUCGAUUUUGAAAUACAUUUUAAAAAAAAAGAGUGUACAAAAAUUCACUCAAUGAUAAAAAGAAGAUUUUGUCUUCAUGUCAUCGUUAUCAAAGAUAAUAUAUCAGUCAGGGCCACAACCAGAUCUGGAUAUAUGAUGACGUCACCCACAUUUGCAAAAUGGCGCCCACGCCGAGAAACACGAGGGAAGGUCACUUCCUGGCUCUUUGCUGCGCCUAGAAGUGUCCUUUCCCCAUACUACUUUGAGAGCUGUGACUUUAGACAAUGCGAAAUCAGGGGUGUGAAGAAAAAAUGCCGUCCGAUGAACGUUUGUGCGUUCUUGGGAGGUAAAACGACCGAACACGAGAGUUUUUCAGCUCAAAGAAAUGCCCGACAAGGAGCAAAACAUCGAAAAAGAGAAGGUGAGUGUCAUUUUUUGGACCUUUGAAAAAAUUUUUUUGAAAUCUACAUAAAAUUUGCUUGUUGAUAGUGGUCUGUUUGGUGUAGUGCAAAGCAGUUUCACAUAGUGCUGUGCUUUUAAAGAUGCAAAAGUCAGUUGCGCAGUUAACGUGCGGGUUUUUGUAACGCCAUGUUUAUUUUACGUUAUUUUGCAGUCGGAUGAAAAAUCACCUUGGUUUUUUGCAAAGAAGAUGCCGUUUGUGUGGGAAAACGUUCUCUUAAGUCAAAACUGUCCAGAACUGAGACAAAACAGCGUUUCGAAGGGAACUUUUGAACUUCUUUGGCGUAGAUAUUGGGCUGGACUCCAGAGAAAUCCAUCCACAGAAAGUGUGUUCGGCUUGUAGGAGAGUCGUUUAUCAUUUAAAUUCGGGUAACUUGGACCCCGAAAUCUCUGAAGGGAGAAAGCAAGGAAUAAGACUGUUUGUGUGGAAGGAACACUCCUCAAACUGCUAUUGCCUGCAGAACCUCAAUAUUUAAAAGAGUUUCAAACAUGGUGAAAACUCUCAGAUCAGUUGCAGAAUCAUGCGAAGGUCUUGAUGACAUGGUGAUACGAGUAAGAUAACUGCUUCUUCAAGUUUAAACAAUAGAAAAUUACAUUUGAAACUCUACUUGUAAAUGACUGCCUUGUCACGAGUUCAGAAAAGUGAAAACAACAAGAAUAGCCCCAAGCGAGCCCACAUUGUAGGAGGCAAUACGAUAGCUUUGAAUACAAAAAUCUUGACUGAAAUGAUGAUGGUUGAUUAAUCACUGUCAUGAGACAGUAUGCAACAGUGCAAACCAGUUUCCCACUUAUAUAAUUUUCGAUUACUGAAUUAAAGUGUCAAUGCUGACAAUAUAAUAACGGUGUAUGACAUUUGCAGACUGCAGACUGCAUGAGGCAGCAAGACUGUAAAUUGAAUGAAACCAAAAGUAUCGUAAUAAAGGUGGCAUCAUCAUCAAAAUUACCUUGUUCCGAGAAGUACAUGUAAGACCUAGAAGCGAAGUUUAUAUUUUUCAUGCAAAUUACACCGACCUCAUUCCUAAAGGAGUUGUUGGCUGUUCUUCUUGUAUUGGAUUAGAGCAGAAUAAUGUCUGCCGAUGUCACAAACUCGCUCAUGAAUCCAUAGCAAAAGGCUAGCAAUUUAGCCUGCAACACAGACGAAACUAAACUCUGGUUAUAUAAGUCUAUCUGUGAAACAGCGCCAGAAUCCUUAUUCUACGGGGGCCCCACCUGUGUACUAGGAUUUGAGUAUGAGCAAUGAUUGGCCUGUUCGAAAAGCCAUUGUCGAUUUGCCUAUUUAGAAAUUCAAAAUGCACUUCCGGUAAUUCGUCGAGUCCAGGUAGGAUCUGUUCGGUUUAGAUUAUUUAGCACAUCCUUAAAAACUGCUAAGAUGAAACACGUCAUUUAAAAGGUGUUAAGUGUCCGUGAUAUAUCCUAGUUGUUUUCGUUGACGUAACUGUAGUGAGCACGAAGUGCUUGCAAUCUAAAAACUUUUUUUUACAGAAGACUACUAUUUAGGCAGGCAUUAGUGGGCAUUGCUACUUGUUAUUAUCAAUUCACAAUAAUCAAAGAAGAAUAAAGAAUCAACGCAAUUAGUGAUAUGCCGGAUGAGUCAAUAAAGAGUCGCGUCGGUGAAGAAUAGCCAACAGCAUCUUCGAAAUGAGACCAAUGUAACUUUGCGCAAAAAUAUCAACCUUGUUCCCAGGCUACCUUCUCACUUUCACACGAUGUUAUAUUUUUGAUGGUGUCACCUUUAUUAGGAAGAUUUUUGGUGUAUUUUAAUUUACAAUCUGCAAUCUGUGGUCUGCAGUCUGCAGUCUGCGGUCUGCAGUCUGCAGUCUGCAGUCUGCAGUCUGCAGUCUGCAGUCUGCGGUCUGCAGUCUGCAAAUGUUGCUUAUAUAAUUUUUUUAAUUUAUUAUUUAUUUGUUACUUUUAUACUUUGUAUUUUCGAUUGAAUGGCUUAUAUAAUUUUUUAAUUUAUUAAAUAUUUGUUACUUUUUCCAUACUUUGCCUUAGGUUAAACCCCAUGAUAAGGUGGAAAAUGUGGAAGAAUGGCUGAAAAUACACUUUAAACAGGACACCAAAUGAUCGAUCUUACAAAAUUGUUCCAUAUUUCAUAAUUACAGUCAAACCCCAUUGAUAUGGACACUGAAGGGGCCAUAGGAAGUGUCUAUAUAACGGAGGUGUCCAUAUCAAGCAAGUCCUGUUAGUCAAAAAUACACUUUUUUUAUCGAAAUACUACAGCAUCACACCUAACAUCUUUAAACAUCACUAAGCUCUUAUUCUGCAGACUGUGUCCAUGAAAACACACGGAAGUCUCGAGAAAAUAGAUCAAAAAUUAAGUAAAAUUUACCAACUCGAUUGAUGUCAAAAUGGUCUAUUAUUGUUGUGCACAAUUCAUUCAUUUUGGUGUACUAUGAUGCUGGGAACAUGUGACGUCAACUAAAUGAAAGGUUUUUUUACCCUACAAAAAAAGAGGUUGACUACAGCACACAAUGGACUAUAAAGUCUGCAGAUUAGCGAGGUUGGUUUUAUAUGAGAAUCUGUUCAUUGAGGAAGAAAAAAACGUCCAUUAUCCCUUUUAACAGGUCAGUCUGUAUUAAGUGGGUUGAAUAAAGAGAAAAAAUUAAGGGUUUUCCCCAGUGACCAAGGAAACUUCCCAUAAUAACAGGGAGUCCGCAUUAAGCUGGUGUCCGUAAAGAGGGGUUUGACUGUAUGAUACAGGACAAACAUAAUCUAAUAAUAAUAGAGGCUUAGUGCCCACUAAGUUUUUCAGUGUGUAUGUAUUCCACCUACAGUGACAGGAUAUUACUAUAAUGACAUAGUUUUUACACUAAAUCAACAAAACUCAGAAACCCAGGCAUUGUUUGGGAUACAAGACAGCCUUUAUUAAUCAUAACAAAACACAACACAUGGUAAAUAACUAAAAGGUAAUAUUAAGUAUAAAAACAAAGUGCUCCAACAAAUAAGAAAGACCAAACUAAAAAAGAGUUAAAACAACCUCAAUCAAAUAAUAAAAGUGAUCACACUGUCCAUGAAUAGAACAAAAUAAAACCUUACAGGGAGGGAGGGAGGGAGGGAAAUGAUUGCUAGUGCAAUAAAAGUGAAUGUUGCUACUGCACUACUAAGUGGAAAUGUGACUAAACUAGAAUUGUAUCCGUCUGUAACCCAUAUUACAGUCGUGGUAUUUUUAUCUACCGUAAAACUACUAUAUCCUAGGUAGUAGGCACAUGGUAUUAUGAAAUCUCUCAUGCCACAAAACUACUGUGAUGCUGUACUAGCCCUGCAUCCCAAUGUGACACCUUCCUUUGAGAUUUGGAACCGCAUCAGUCGUCUCAACUGAUGCACCCCCUUAAUAACAAUAAUUUAAAGGAACAAAUUUUUUUUAAAAAUAUAGAUAUAAAUAUAUAUAAUAUUUUCUUGUCUUGUGAAAAACCAUUCUAUUAAAUUUUUUGACACAAACAAUAGUAAAGUCUGCACAUCUAUUUCAUUUGUCAAAGCUGUUUUUCAAAAUACAAUUGUCAAAUUAUGUUUACGUCCUCUCAGUGACUAUUUAACAGCUAUUAGAACACGAAUACGUCCACUUGCAUUAUUUUCAUCCGCAAUGGGGUUUUGCAAUUUGCAAUAAGCAACACGUAGACAGAAGUUCGUUAAUAACUGCUUACGACUCUUCGCGAGUGCAAUUUCUACAAAUUUUAUUUAUUUCUUUGACCUUCGCAUAUUUCCAACAUGUGUGACGAUUCAAUAUACUGGAAAUUUAUAUACAGCAAGAAUAAUUAGCAUUAAGAUUAUCAUUCGAAAUUAGAUUUUAGGGCGUAUGGUAUUGCGCCUGAAGUAGAAUAGAACAGACUUCUCCAGGUCGAAGCUGUGCUCGCAGAAAUAAUUCCAAACAGGACUUCUCAAAACCUUUCCGCUUAAAAUGUAUCGCGGUAUUCAAAUUCCCUAUUCUUCCAAUUCGAUCUGAGUCGUCGAGUUGUUUCUGGUCUCUUGAAACAUCAGAAAUCCACGGGUGUUUACAGAAAGCGUUCUCGAUCAUUAACAUCUCGAUAUUCGUAAAUCGAACGCUAUGACGCAUAAAAUAAUCUCGAUUAAUCGGCUCCGUAUUGCUGUUACUUUUCUUCAAGGUGCGUUCCAAGUUUCCCUAUUCGACAUUUCUGUCGAGCUUAGUCCUUUCGCGGUCAAGUCAAUGUUUUGGUUGAGCUCUGAGCCAAUCAGAUUGCAGGAAAUUACAUAUCCAGAUCUGGUUGUGGCCCGGACUGUAUAUACUUCCACGAAUCAUGUUAAUUUCAUAUCUUUUGAUAAUGAUGACAUGAAACCAUCGAAACGUCAAUUUACUUUUUUAUCGUUGAUUUCAGGUUUAAAUCACAACAUCAAUAAACAAAAUCUUGCAAAAUCUGGUUUCGUUCUCUCCUUACCAAAACCCGUUAAGGGACCACUCCAAAGGAGAGGACGCCUCUGGUGCCAUCCUUAUUUUACUGAAUAAUCUUUAAAGUUCUCUAACUAUGUACCGCGGACUCUUUUUAAUAAAGAAAAGUGUCGCUUAAGAACUACCCCCACCGGGUCACGGUAGUCACAAGGAUAAAAAGGAAAACUUUUCCAUCGUAAAAAGCUAAUGUUGUAGUCACAUCCAUUAACAUUCAUGACCAAAAUUACCUUUUUAAAGGUAAUUUUUAGCUUUUAAAAAAGCUAAAUGAAACACGGAAUCAAGUGGUUCAGCCAUGCGGAGGUUGAAAAAAAAAUGUAUUAGAUGCAUGGGUGAUACCGUCUGUCAUUUGUAUUUUAUGGACUUCAAGUAGGUUUCAGGCUCUGUCAUAAUUCGAUAGAUCUGAAUUCAGUUACGAUUCUAGUUUGCGUAAAUCUCUUUUCAGGACAAAAACCCUACUCUUUUCUACUAACACUGAGGGAUUCCAGUUUAGGGAGAGCUCCCUUUCUGCUCAUCAUAGAAGUUUGUUACUCUGCUAAAACUGCCUAAUUUUCUAGAAUAAUUUUCUCCUCCCUCACCAAUUUCAAAGUCAAUACAGUGUCAUUACUGUACUUAUCAAGACAACAAAUGGAUGUGUGGCUCAACACUUUUUUAGGAACAUUGAAAAAUUUAUACAAAUACAGCAAAUUUUUAAAUAUCAGUGCAGUAAUGCAUGGGUUGUCUAGAAAUGUUUGUAUGUCAAGCCGGACUUGCACUCACUAUUUUAAACUGAAGUCCGGAUCAUUGAAUAUUCCUAGAAGUUAAUUUUUUUAUGAGCGCCUUUAGUAAGGUCAGUAAGAAUUGUAGAAUGUCGUCAUUAUCUCCCAGGUGGUUGUCGGUAUGGAAAUUCAAGGAAAGCCUUUAUCUACUCCUUGACCAAUAACAACGGUUCUGGACACGCUGUGUACAAUCCUGUUAAGCUGCGAGUCAAGCCUGAUAGUUACCAUCAAGCUGUAAGAAGGUGUGAUUCAGAUGGACCAAUAUUUGGCUGGAAAGAUAUUCGCAUAUCAAACAACUCUGCUAGUAACCAGGAUUCUUGUACUUAUUGUGGCAAGAAAUACCCUCUCCCACCAGGGUAUCGUUUAUCUGCUCGAAAGUGUACAUUCUAUGUUGGAAACUCCACAUUCACGCCAACAGAUAUCGAAGUAUUCUAUGAAACAACCACAUAA
Porites lobata is the source of this 11716-nucleotide messenger RNA. Lineage: Eukaryota; Metazoa; Cnidaria; Anthozoa; Scleractinia; Poritidae. The record is from the annotation of a GenBank genome assembly.